AUGAAGUGUGUCGCGACCACCCUGCAGUUCGGCAGCUUCGGAAUCAUCGCGGAGGUGACCACACGCGAGGCGCGUGUGGCGAUGCUACGGAACAUCUUCCGUCAGGAGAUCGGCUACCACGACGACCCGGAGAACACCCCGGGCAAACUGGUGGCCUCACUGAAGAUCUAUGCCUAUCGCGUGGCCAAGUUGUUGGUAUCCUUCGGCGACAAGGUCGAUGCCCUUUGCUCCGUCUUGGUGGGUCUGGUGGUGGCCUUCGUGGCUUGUUGGGAGAUGGCCGCCACCAUGCUGCUGGCCAUCCCCAUCUUCGGCAUUGCGCAAGGCAUCAUGAUGGCGGUGAUGAUGGGCCAAGAGAAGGCGGAGUCCAGCGCUUUCAAGAAUGCCUCGCAGAUCAUCUCGGACUCUCUUCUCAAUGCACGCACAGUCCAGGCCUCUGGCAAUGAGAAGGACGUUUUGAAGCUCUAUUGUGGGAUGAUUUCCAAGUUGAGCAAGGACCUCACCAGGAAAGAAUUGCUGGGUGCUGCGGCCUUUGGGCUUUCCAGUGCAGUAGUCUUUUGGGUGAUGGCCGGUGGAUUCUACAUCAUGGGCUUGCUCAUUCAGGAUGGCCGCGCCACCUUCCAGACAGGCCAGCAAGCGUUCAUGGGCAUCCUCUACGGCGCCAUGGGCGUGGGCAUGGCGUCGGCUCUGACGGGAGACUUGGCCAAGGCAAAAGUGGCAGCACAUGAAAUCUUCAAGCUCAUCGACAAACAGAGCCUCAUCAACGGCCUGGAACCGGUGGGCGACAGCGAUGCAGGGCCCCUCAUCGGACGUAUCGAGUUCCAGGAGGUGAACUUCACAUACCCCUUCCGGCCGGACGUGCAGGUGCUCAACGGGGUCUCCUUCGUCCUGGCCGCCGGCCAGUCCGCAGGGCUCGUGGGACCCUCCGGCGGCGGCAAGAGCACCGUCAUGGCCAUGCUGCAACGGUUCUAUGACCCAGGUUCUGGAGCAGUGCUCGUGGGCCAGAGCCGCAAGCCCCUGCAUGAGCUCAACAUCAGGUGGUGGCGCAAACAGGUGGGCUUUGUGGGGCAAGAACCGGUGCUCUUCGAUGCCAGCGUCCUGGAGAAUGUGAUGUAUGGACUGGAGAAAGGAGAAACGGCUUCACCUGAGCACUUGGAGAAGUGUAAGACCAUGACGAACCUGAGCUUCAUUGACAAGGCCCAAGGAUGGAACACCCAGGUUGGACCUCGUGGUGGACGCUUGUCAGGUGGGCAGAAGCAGCGCGUGGCCAUUUGUCGAGCUUUGAUGCGAAAUCCACCCAUCUUGCUCUUGGAUGAAGCGACCAGCGCUUUGGACUCCCAAAGUGAGCGCGUGGUGCAGAAGGCCCUGGAGGCAGCGAAGCAGGGACGCACCUCCAUCGCGAUCGCACAUCGACUGUCAACGAUCGAAGACUGCGACAUCAUCCUGGUGGUGGCCGAGGGGCAAAUUGCCGAAACUGGAACCCAUGCACAGCUGAUGGAGCGCAAGGGCGUGUACUACAAGCUGCAGCAGGGAAAGAAGGACCACUAG
Messenger RNA from Durusdinium trenchii, 1545 nucleotides. NCBI's taxonomy places the organism in Eukaryota, Dinophyceae, Suessiales, Symbiodiniaceae. The record is from the annotation of a GenBank genome assembly.